Molecule: messenger RNA, 2172 nt
Organism: Elephantulus edwardii (Cape elephant shrew)
Lineage: Eukaryota; Metazoa; Chordata; Mammalia; Macroscelidea; Macroscelididae
Gene: IL2RB
Product: interleukin 2 receptor, beta
Exons: 13
Coding region: 1-2172 (723 amino acids)
Biological process (GO): cytokine-mediated signaling pathway; immunoglobulin mediated immune response
Cellular component (GO): external side of plasma membrane; membrane
Molecular function (GO): cytokine receptor activity; protein binding
Source: RefSeq, a predicted model, not a curated record
AUGGCAGCCCCUCCUCAUUCUUGGUACCUGGCCUUCCUCAACCUCCUCCUCCCCCUGGCCAUCUCCUGGGCUGCAACAGCAGAGAAUGGCACCUCCUUACUCUCGUGCUUCUACAACUCGAGGGCCAACAUUUCCUGCGUUUGGAGCCAGCAUGGGGCUUUGCCAGGUGUGGUCUGCCAAGUUUAUGCCAAAUCAGAUAAGAGGACAUGGAACAAAACCUGUAAGCUGCUCCCCACGAGCCUGGGGUCCUGGGCCUGCAACCUGAUCCUUGGAGAUUAUGAUUCUCAGAAACUGACCGCGAGUGACAAUGUCAACAUAAGUAUGGUAUGCCAAGAAGGGGAGAAGAGGAGGCUGGUGACAAGCCAAGAUUUCAAGCCCUUUGAGAACCUGCGUCUGAUGGCCCCUAACUCCCUCCAAGUUGUCCAUGUAGAGGCCCACAGGUGCAACGUCACCUGGAUCCUCCCCCAGGCCUCACACUACCUUGAACAUUACCUGGAAUUUGAGGCCCGGUUCCGGCUCUCCGAUCACAGCUGGGAGGGGAGCAGCAUGCUGUCCAUCAAGCAGAACCAGUGGUGGCUUGUCCUCGAGACUUUAACCCCCGACACAGCCUAUGAGCUUCAAGUCAGAGCCACAGCUCGGCGAGGCCAGAACACCACCUGGAGCCCCUGGAGCCAGCCGCUGCCCUUCAGGACGAAGCCUGGAGGUAUGGGAAAGUCCUCGCCUUUUUCUUGGUUGGGCCACACCAUCGUGGCCCUCAGCGGAGCCAUUGCCUUUGCCAUCUUGGUUUACCUGUUGGCCAACUGCCGCUACAUCGAGCCGUGGCUGAAGGAGGUUCUGAAGUGCCACAUCCCAGACCCCUCAGAGUUCUUUUCCAAGCUGAGCUCAGAGCAUGGAGGAGACUUCAAGAAGUGGCUCUCCUCGCCCUUCCCGUCGUCCUCCUUCAGCCCCAGUGGCCCCGCACCUGAAAUCUCCCCCCUGGAGGUGCUGGACAGGGACACCAAGGCCACACAACUGCUUCUGCAGUCGCAGGACAAAGAGCCCGUGUCCUCGCCCAGUAGCCACUCACAAACCAGCUGCUUCACCAACCAGGGCUACUUCUUCUUCCACCUCCCGGACGCCCUGGAGAUCGAGGCCUGCCAGGUGUACUUCACCUAUGACCCCUGCGCCGAGGAGCCUGACGAGGGCAGGCCAGGGGCACCUGCGGGGUCCCCUGUGCCAGCCCUUCCCCCUCCGCCAGGAGAUGACGAUGCCUAUUGCACCUUCCCCCCGGGGGAUGACCAGCUGUUCUUCUCUCCUAGUCUCCAUGCUGGCCCGGCCCCCCAAAACAUGGCCCUCAGGGGCAGUGGGGCCAGGCCAGAGAGGCUUCCCUCCUUCCCACAAGAGGCAGUUUCUGGAGAUUCAGACUCCAGACCCCUUGACCCUCCCACCCUGGAAGUCCCCAGUCCAGUGGCUGACCAGUCCCUGCAGCUGGAAAUGGAUAAAACUGGACAGGAAGUCUCCAUGGCCAAGAAGUUUUCCUCUGUGGCCCAGGAGCUGCACACCCGGCCCACAGACUGGCAGCUCCAUGAAGAGCACAAGCUCAGCCUCUUGUCUUCCGCAGGCAGUGCCCCCACCUCAGGCGUGGGGACCAGGGGGCAUAGUCAGGCAGGACUAUCACCAGGCAACAGGUCUCGGGGGACAGCUCAGAUCUCCCACACCUGCCUGCCUGCCUCCGAGGUGCCCAAGGGGUGGAGCCAGGCGGGCACCGCCUGCCUGCUGCCUGUUUACCUGGGCUCAGCCACAGGGCCAUCCCGGACCCAGCUGGAGGCCCAUGGAGCCCGGGGCCACAGGCCACAGGGGACAAGGGCCAGACAGCCUGACCAUGGCGCUGGGCCAUUGAUCGAGCCCAGGCUGGCCGGGUUGGGGGUGGGGAGACCUUGGCCUGGACAAACAGAGGCUCCGGAGGCCGACGUGCAGGCCCGGCACCCACCUGCCAUUCCCAGAGGUGUGUGUGUGCAGGGCACCAUCCCACCUUCCUGUAACACAAACACCUACACGUCCGGAUUUAUUGCUGGAGGAGAGGUCUGUGUGGGCUCCAGGGAGGUCUCCCAGCGUCCCGGGUCCUUGGUCACCUUCCUGCUGUACCUGUUCCCCAUUCGUGUGCUCCUCACACCUCAGAGGGGACGCGCCUGA